Molecule: messenger RNA, 888 nt
Organism: Staurois parvus
Lineage: Eukaryota; Metazoa; Chordata; Amphibia; Anura; Ranidae
Source: the annotation of a GenBank genome assembly
AGCAGACAUGCCUUGUACAGGGAGAUGUUCUUUCUCUGGCCAUCUCCUCCUGUGGAGAAUUUGGCAGCAGAGAUCCUGCCUGCAGAACUGAAGGAGACAGUGAUUCGGCUGCAGCAGGAGAAUAAGAUGCUGUGUGUUCAAGAGGCCUCAUACCAAGAGCGCCUCAGUGAGCUGCAGAAUCUGCUGGAGGAAUCAAACCGGGCCCGUAACCGCCAGGAAAGUGAGAAUCGACUGAAUCAUCAGCAGAUCCAGGAGCUGCGGGCUCAGCUGGAGGAUCUCCAGAGACAGCUGCGGGAACAGGGCAAUCGUGCUGAAGAUUCUUCACAGCUGAAAAGGAAGCUGGAGGAACAUCUUGAGAUGCUACACGAGGCUCAUUCUGAGCUCCAGAAGAAGAGAGAGUACAUAGAGACCCUGGAGCCCAAAUCUGACCUGAACAUGUCCAAGAAGGUGGAUGAGUUACAGCAGAUCCUGCGGCAGAAGGAAGACGACAUGCGGGCCAUGGAGGAGAGGUACAAGAGAUAUGUGGAAAAAGCCCGUACAGUUAUUAAGACUUUGGAGCCCAGACAGCAGAAUUACAUCCCUCCUGAAAUCCAGGCCUUAAAGAACCAGUUGCAAGAGAAGCAGAUGCGUAUACGGCAUUUAGAGAACGACUUUGAGAAGACAAAAUCCCAGCGAGACCAAGAAGAAAAACUUAUAAUAAGUGCCUGGUAUAAUAUGGGCAUGGCACUCCAGCAGAAGGUCACAGAUGAGAGGACUCAGGUCCCCAGUGGCGCCCAAUCAUUCCUGGCUCAGCAGCGGCUCGCCACCAACGCCAGACGCAGCCAGCUUUCCCGCACGUCCUUGCUGCCCAGAUAUGCCAAUGCUGAGAAGCGCAAGAGCCUUUCCUGA